GGUAAAAUGUUGCCGCUUCCUUGGUGGAUGUUGGGUGUUGGCCCCGAAGAAGAAGCUGAUGAAAGUUCAGAUUACGACAUGGUCGACGGUCACAGUAUUGAAGUUCAAGAAUCAGUCCCAACGACCCCAGUGUCGGUGUUUCAUACGCCUUCACAAUCGUCUAUCAUUGAUAUUUCCGAUCAGCUUGUUGAUCUUCCGACGUUCCUGAAAGUUGCAAAAAGACGCUCGUCCACUGUUCUUGAAACCGCAACUCCAGCAAAAACGCCAAAAAUUCAAUUAUCUGAAAGACGAAGAAAAUUUCAGAGAAAUGACACUGAAGUGAUGAUCAAAACAGGAGAACCAGUGGUAGAUUGUGACGAGACAUUGGGACUCAAUUGGCUUUUCGACACUGACUAUCCUCGCGAUGCAGGUUCUGGAGAUCUACUUAACUCAACAUUCCGUAUUGACCAUCGUAACCAUGGAGAAGGAACAUCACAAAUAACAGAGUCGCCGAAAAAUAGAGAUUUCCCACUGUUUUUCUCUUCUUUUGAUGACACUACCGUACUCUUCAAUACAACUAUUGCCGGAGACAUUGAUGUAAAUGAGAGAAAUCAAGCUUCCGGUGAUUGGAUUUUCAGAAAAGAUAAGUCUCCCACAAAUGAUCCGAUUGAAAAUGACCAAGAGACAGAUGAAAAGACCAAAUCUGAGCUUGGAGAUGGUGGCGAAAUUGUUUUCAAAGAGCCGGUACAAAGUACAAAGAAAACACGCGGAAGAAAACGAGGAACAUCAGUUCGCAUCGAGAAACUAUCGACCUCUCGUCGUACUUCUGCCAAAAAGAAAGAGGAAAAGCAAAAGGAGACGGAGACAUUCGAUGCAGAUAAGAAUGAAAAUCCAUCCACACCAACUGCACCACCAACAAUGACGAGAAGACACACGCCAUCAAGAAAAGCAAAGACAAAUAGAACAUUCAGACUUUAGAUUUGUUCUGUAAAAUUGUUAAUCCUCUGUUAGUUUUUCUUCAACGUUGUAGUUGUUUCUGUUAAAUUUGACUGUCUAUUUAAAGUUUUUUGUUGUUGUUCUUUUUUGCAUAAAAUGCUUAGUAUUA
Molecule: messenger RNA, 1084 nt
Organism: Caenorhabditis elegans
Lineage: Eukaryota; Metazoa; Nematoda; Chromadorea; Rhabditida; Rhabditidae
Gene: C46A5.6
Source: RefSeq, marked reviewed